Drosophila persimilis is the source of this 1692-nucleotide messenger RNA. RefSeq names its product trichohyalin. Bases 1 to 1692 code for a protein of 563 amino acids. The record is from RefSeq and is a predicted model, not a curated record. The transcript has a single exon. NCBI's taxonomy places the organism in Eukaryota, Metazoa, Arthropoda, Insecta, Diptera, Drosophilidae.
AUGCAGUACUCCUGGCUGCCGCAGGAACGCCGUGAGGUGAUCGUCCGCGAGAAGCCGCCGUUGGUCAUCUCAAGCAAGCGGUUUGCCCGCAUCCAGGCCAAUGCCAGCCAGGCGGCCCAGCAGGAGCGCCAGUACCGGCUCCAGCUACGUGGCCAGGCGGAGGAGCAGCUGCGCGCCGGGGGCGAGGAGCUGCUGCGUCAGUUCGGGGGCAGAAAGCUGUGCAUCACCAAGGCGGAGGAGUGCCGCAGGGAGCUGGAGCAGCUGCGGGAGCAGGAGCUGGAGGCCAAGCGACUGGCGGAGGAGGAGAGUGCUGCCUCCCGGCGGGAGGCACAGAGCAGGCAGAAGGAGCGCAUAGCGGCGGCCCAGCAGCUGCUGGAGCAGCUGCGUCCGGGGCCGCGGGAGCUGCAGUGUGCCAGGCUCCAGAGCGAGGUCCUGCGCAGUGUCCAGGCCCAGCGGCAGGUGCAGGAGACCUUCGCCCAGGCCCUGGAGCGGCAGGCGGAGCGGGACAGGCGCAUCUACCACGAGCAGGUGCUCAACGGGAUAGAGGAGGCCCAGCGGCGUCGGGCCGAGCGCUGCCAGCAGCUCGGGGAGCACAAGCAGGACCUGCUCAGCGCCAUCGCAGAGCGGGAGAAGGAGCGCCAGGCGGCCAAGGCCGAGGAGCACGAGCAGGCACGCCAGGAGCGGGAGCGGAACCAGCGGCAGCUGAGGGAGCAGCAGCGCAGGGACGAAGAGAUGCGGACCUCCAGGCGGCGGCAGAAGCGGGAGGAGGCUCUCGCCUCCCUGGCCAUGGCGGAGCAGCGUCAGCAGCGGCUCCUCAUGCUGGAGGAGGUGGAGCAGGUCCAGUGCGAUGUCCACAACGAGGCCAAGGGGCGCCUGGAGCAGAUGAAGCGGGACAGGACCCGCAGCCGCGUCCAGCAGCGCAUCCAGCGCAAUGAGAAGCUCGCCCAGGAGCAGGCCCCUCGCCUGCACUACAGCGCCGGAGCGGAUGAGGCGCGCCACGAGCGCCAGCUGGUGGAGAUGCAAAAGGCCCACAGUGCGGAGCAGGCCAGGCGCCGUCAGAGCCGGGAGAGGGUGAAAAACUCCCGUCUGGCCAUUCAGCGGGAGGCGGAGCAGCUGGCCCAGGCCUCCAGAGAGCAGGGAGAGGCCGACAAACAUAAAGCCGUCGAUCUUCGCCUGAAGAACGACCUCGUCCACGUGCAGUUCAAGCGGCAGCAGCGUCAGGAGCAGCUCCAGCGCAUGCGGCAGCUGCGCCAGCAGCUGGACGAGCAGGUGCGGCAGCGGCACGAGGAGGAGACGCGCCCGGACACCAACUACAACCGGGAGGCGCAGCUGGAGUGUCUGCGCGAGGAUGCCUUCUUCUUCGACUACGCCCGCCAGCUGAUGGACACGGCCCGGGCCAGGGGCUGUCCGCUGAAGCCCUUUGUCCGGGCCGUGGGGCAGUACAAGAACGAGAACCGCAUUGGGGCGGGCAUCCGCGUGCCACCGCAUCUGGUGACGCGCCUGUCCAUGGGCCGACGCACUGCCGGCGACAGCCCGGCCGAGGCGGCGGUCAAGGCCCAGUCAAGUGCGGAGGAGGCCAAGCUGGCCGAGGAGGAGGAGCAGCAGCGGCGGAAUAUCGAGGAGAAUCUCAAGAAGAUCGAGGCCUUGGUGCUGGCCGAGGCCACAGUCAAAGCAGAGGUCCCGAAGGGAUAA